UGUGCGCGUUUUGCCGAAGUACAGUAACAAAAUGGACUUGAUAAAAAGUUUAUAAUUUCAAUACACUACUAAAACUAAUAAAAAGUGAUAAAUCUAGUAAAAUGUCCAUUUAAUAUAAGUAUCCGGUGGAGAUCCGCUUAUUUGUGUAUUUACAGUUAUACGCGUAACACGUAUUUUGUGCAUCGAGUUCUCUGAGCAUUGAAUUAGGCCACAUAGCGAUCUCUCCCUAAAAUACCGCUGUUCUGGCUGUCGACGUAUCAAGCUAACUUUUGUGGCGGGAGAGUGAUGAGUAGAGAGUCCACGAGCUGGUGAUGUGAUGUCAUCAAAAGGGGAAACAGAGGCCGACUCUGGCACCGUGUCGCCAAAUUUAUCUGCAGUCAAAAAUGAACCGGUGGCGACAGUUAGCAAAGAAACUCCAAAAAGGGGUGGUACAUUGUUGAAAUGUACCACCUGCAACAGCUUUAGUACUUUAAGCAGCCGAGCGUUGACCAGCCACAUGGCCCAGUGUUCCCCCGACAACAACAACGUGGCGGGCGCGGCGGCGGCGGACGCGCGCCCCCACCGCAAGCUCUUCGAGUGCGAUGUAUGCAACAUGAAGUUCUCCAACGGCGCCAACAUGCGCCGCCACAAGAUGCGCCACACCGGCGUCAAACCCUACGAGUGCCGCGUCUGCCAAAAGCGGUUCUUCAGGAAAGACCACCUCGCGGAACACUUCACAACCCACACCAAGAGCUUGCCGUACCACUGUCCGAUAUGCAACCGAGGGUUCCAACGGCAGAUCGCGAUGCGCGCACAUUUCCAAAACGAACACGUCGGCCAACACGACCUCGUCAAAACUUGCCCCCUGUGCAGCUACCGCGCCCCCACUAUGAAGAGCCUCAGAGUCCACUUCUUUAACAGACACGGCAUAGACUUGGACAAUCCAGGGCCGGGCAACAACUCGGUGUCGCUCCUCGCCGCUGGCAUAGCCAACGCGGCGUACGCGGACGGCACGAUGGACCCGAGUGCUAUGAACGCGCUGGGCGCUCUUGGCUCGGGCCUGUCCGUGUCCGUGGCAGCUGCUUACUCCGACAGCGGUGAAAGCAACGGCGCUCGAUCAGUAGACAACGCCACACCACCCAUGCACUACCUGACGCCCCACGUAGAGAUAUCAAUGGCUGAUAACAACGAAACUUUCUCACCCGGACAGUCUAAUCACCAUAAUAACUCUGAUUCCCGCAUGAACGGCGAGGGCGGCAGCUCCCCGGCGUCCGGCGACAGCGCCGUGGCCAGCAGCUCGCUGUCCAGCCUGCCCGCCAACAUUACGCCCUCCAUCACGCUCAUACCCAUCAAGCAGGAGCCGAACGCGGAGGAGGGCGGCGCGGGGUGCGAGGGCGACGGCGGGGACAAGCGCGGCGUGUCGUCGAGCCUGUCGUCGCUGAUCAAGGUAUCGCCGCUCAAGAGCCUGCUGCGCGAGGACCUGCGCCGGCGCAUAUCGGCACGAGGGCGCGCUCGCGGCUCCAACGCGUCGCGCGCGUCUCCGUCGGAGGGCGGCGUGAUCACGUCGACGCACGGCGACGCCGCGCUGGCGCCGUCCUCGCUGGUGUGCACCUUCUGCGCCAUCACGUUCCCCGACUCGACGCUGUACUUCCUGCACAAGGGCUGCCACUGCGACUCCAACCCGUGGAAGUGCAACAUCUGCGGCGAGCAGUGCUGCAACGUCUACGAGUUCAACUCCCACCUGCUCAGCAAGAGUCACCAAUGACUGUUUGCAGGGGGGCCGUUCGACACUCACUGACUCUCAGUUCGAUCGUGCACUAUUCUUACUACGUGUGCAUAGCACGUCGCACUUCGAAUACUUCGCCUCUAUUCGUCCUCUAUCGUCCGACAUGGUACGUCUUUUGAUUUCAAUUUACGACUAGAACAGUUGCGUUGAAGUGCUUCGAGUAUGCUAUGCUGAACGUCCCCCCGGAGCUGUUUAUUUUUAAAAGUGCAAAUUACGUCAAGGUAUAUAUUUAGUGGUUAUACUAGUUAAAUGAGUGAAGAUAUUUAUAUGGAUAUUUCCUUAGUACUUAAAUGAAAAUGGGUAUGAAAUAAUUUUAAAAAUUAGUUCGAUAUGUGGAGUCUAACCCUCGGGUACAAAAUUUUUAAUAUAAUCGAAGGUUUUGUAAAUCGGCAGAGAUUAUAAUAACAUUCCAGAUCGGGACAAAUACAUUCCAUUGUGUAAGAUUUGACUUAAAAGUUCAAGUGUUUGGUGGGGAAGGAAGUGAGGUGACUACUUACUUAAAUUAUCAGAAGAUAUUUAUUUGUUACUUAAUUUGUUUACGGUACUUCACUGUACGCCGUGAUUUUAUAUAAUCAAAAUUAUAGAGUAUUUUGGUGCGAUAGUGAAUUCUACUAAUGUUAAAAAACUUAAUUACGGAGUAAAGUGUACAAAUUAAUAUAUUUUUACAUUUCACUGUUGACAAGUUAUAAAGAGGCAAAGCCUAAUAUUUCCGUGAUUAUUUAAUUAUUGUGAUCGUGUAAAGACAGGAAUUAUAAAUUCUACAUUCCAUUAUUAUUUGUUCUCUUAUAAAAUGCAUGUGAUGCAAGUCCACGACUAAUAUUUACUUGUUUAUUGUUAUUAUUAUUUAUUCAUCGAAAUCAUGUACUUAAAAGCUUAUUCUGUUUCUGGUCUCCAACAGAUAUGGUUGGUCAAUUUGUAAAUAAUGAAGCUCCUUUAGAAGGUCACUUGCUCAAUAUUCAGUAAGGCUCAAGUAUUGGAGCUCGCUUUAGGUGUAUUCACAUAUAACACGACUGUGUGCAUCAACUGGGGAGUCAAUUGACGUGCCUUCGAUUGAAGAUCUAAAUUCACUAGUAUUGUAUUACCAGCUUAUCUGUGAACACAUCUCAAGUGUUCUCGCACAAACGCAUAAUAUCUCGUGUCUUUGAUUUCUCAUCAAUUUGAGUAGGUAUGUGUGCUUAUAUUGGUGCAUUAUUAUUGUGUUUUACUUUAUAAAUGUUCGCUUUUUGACUUGUUUAAAUGUAUUUUAUUAAGUUUAUUUUUAAAAUGCUAUUCGAAAAUAUUAUUCUUUUAUCAAUGAGGGUCUUUCCAAUCGGCGUUCCCCAAAAACACAAUAGAUGGCGUUAUUCACUUUUAACGUGAUAAUUACCUAUUUUCUCAUUGCUGGGGUACAUAAUUAUUCGAAAAUUUAAUGUAAGUAAUGGCAGAAGCAUAUUUUAUAUAAAACUAAUAGUUGCUUGGUAUUUGGAACGUGGAACGUCGGUUGGAAAGACCCUGAUUAUAUUCCAAUUUUACGAAAGUCAAAAGUGCUCAACAUAUCGAUAUCGUUAUGUAUUUGAUUGUUCGAAUAAUAAUAUUUAUCAACAGCGGUAGUAUGGAAGUUUAUAGGGAUGAGUAUUUUAGUUUGGCAUAAUGUUGUAGAAAUCCCAUUAUGAUCGAAAACUUCUCGAACACGUAGCGGUCCAUUAUUGCGGAGGAAGUCAAUUAUUAUUUAGCAAAUUGACAUCCCGUCCAGGUGCGUUUAAUUAUGGUCUCAUUUUCCUUGAUACCUAUAUUAUAAUCAGGUAUAUCGCGUGAUGACAGCGUCCGUCGAUGGUCAAAGGUCAUCUUAAAUCUAACGCCUCAGCACCGGAGUUAUCUCACAUCAGAAUAAAGUUUUAAAUGUGUUACAUUUACAUACAGUACACUUUGAAUUACACUAGUUAAAUAGUUGUAUGCAGGCGAUACUGCGGGAGUGUUAGAUGUGCGGUGAGCAGUGUAUAGCUAGACGCUGACGGCAUGAAAUUAUAAUGUACUUAGUAUUCAUUAAUUUCCGUCGGGUGCAUUCCCGGUACUUAUCAUUCCGUUCCAUUUUAUUUUUUAAUUAAGUAAAACCGAAUCCUGAGAUUUACAUUCCUUUAGCUAAUAAGUACUUAAUAUCGGUUGUGGUCUUGCCUAUUAAGUUUACGAAAUUGACUUAGAUGGGACUGAAAUUAUGUUUACCAACGAAGUAUGUAAUGUAUUUUGUUUUGUUGCGACAAGUAGGCAGGCGGCGGCGACGCGCUUAUAGAGAGUUACCUAAAUCGAGCAACACACAUAUUUAUUUAGAGAUUCUUAUAUUUAUGCGUUUCCUUUGUUGUUUGUGUACAAUCGGACAUUUUGUUAAUUACAUUUUGGUCCCUGCCGCUUCGUCGCGGUUUAUAACUUAGCGUAAGUAGUUAUAUAAGAGCUAUUAAUUAUUAAUCGGUAACCCCAUUGGGCGCCUUUACUUAAUCCGUCCGUAUCUAACGAUAGAUAUUGCCUUUAAUAUUUAAUAGAGUAAUAUAUUUUAUAGAUUUUAGAUAUAAUUAAGAAAAGAUCUUAAGUAUAAAAAUGUUUACAGAAUUGCAGAGGUUUAAAGAUAUAGUUAUAGUUAUUUAUCUUCUACUAAGUAAAUGAUCUGCUCUGGUGAAAGAUCAGGCAGUGUUAUGUAAGACCAAUUCGUGAUACGUUCACAAAACAACACUGUUUCAUUUUUCAAUGGAGCAGAAUAACAUUGUUGAUUGUUGCAGUUGAACAUAAAUGUUAUGUCUCGUGUCCAACGACGCGCAGAUAUCGAAAAGUAUUGAAAGUUGUUUCAGAGGACAGAGCUGAGAACGUAAUAAGUAAUCUAUGUAUGAUAAAUACUUAAACAGUAUUUUUAAAUUAACAGUGAAUAACACAUAUUUGUUUCAAUUAUUCGGACAAAAUGAACAUAGAUUUGUACGUAAAACUUGUCCGAUCGUUUUGUCAAACAUUCCGGGAGUGGUUUGUCCACUUGGCAAUAAGUGGUUUGUUUGAUUGCAAUAGUUGAACUCUUUACAUGUCCACUUGAACUAGACAUUAGUAUCAACUGAGUGCUUACUUAGGUAUAGCGAUCCUCACCUUAAUACCAAAACACAGCUUACCAACAUUUUAAUUUGUUUUAAGUUGUUAUAUAUGUAAUGUUAUAAGAUAACUAAAAUAGCAUGGUUGAAAGCAAUUAUAUAUUUAUGAUGACUUUAAGAUUGAAAACAUCGUUGAUAUUUUACUGUUAUUUUUAUUACGUUAUAAUAACAGAAUUAAUAACAUAUUUUACUAAUAUUUAAAUAGUAAUAUUUGAGGAACCAGUCCGGAAUCCUGAGUGAUAGUUAAUAUAUCAAAUGUUAGCUGAUUGUGCCUUAGAUCAGUAUGAUAUAUAAAACAAUAAUAUAUAUAAAAAAAUGUUUUUGAAAUUAUUUAAAGUAUCAUAUUUAGAUGUGUGAAAUUACAAAUAUUGACACGAAAGCUGUAUAUUUACACUAUAAAGUAAUAUUUAUACAUACAUGUAGAAAAAUAUUUGCAAUAUGGCUGUUUUGCUUGUUUUUAUAAUAAAGUUUAUUUGCAGUUGAUUUACAGACAUUGUUCAUCUCGUCUGGUUACGAUGAUCUAAAAUUUUAAAGGAAUUAUGUAGUUCUAUUUAUUUACUUGUAAUAAUUUGGUAAAGGGUCUAAUAAAAUAUUAAUAAACGAUUAAGAAAUAA
This is a messenger RNA of Pectinophora gossypiella (pink bollworm), 5480 nucleotides long. Its product is annotated as zinc finger protein ztf-16. The record is from RefSeq and is a predicted model, not a curated record. Bases 317 to 1744 code for a protein of 475 amino acids. The transcript is spliced from 7 exons. NCBI's taxonomy places the organism in Eukaryota, Metazoa, Arthropoda, Insecta, Lepidoptera, Gelechiidae. Gene Ontology annotation, molecular function: RNA polymerase II cis-regulatory region sequence-specific DNA binding; DNA-binding transcription factor activity. Gene Ontology annotation, biological process: regulation of transcription by RNA polymerase II.